AUGUGCAGCAAGGUGUCAUGGAACGCGAUCAAGGCGGUAUACCAGCCGUUGCUCAUCGAGGACUCGUCCCAGUUCCAUUUGGCAGAGGUUGGUCGCGUACACGUCCGACGUAUGCUUGAUGCACUUGACGCUCUUGACGCGGGACUAGGGGAUAUUUUCUCGUCGGAGUUGGCCGAGGCACGUGUAAGCAAGUCCGUCAAAGAAGUACUACGCUGCACCUUGUUGUCGUGUCAAGAAGCAGACCUGACCCUGAAAGCGGAGGCGCACUUGGGGUCGAUGAAUGUUGCCGUCCGAGGCAGAGCAGACUACCUGGUAGCUCGAGGUGACUCCACCUUGAUGGUCGUCGAGGUCAAGAAAGAGGAAAAUCUCCUGCGUCAGGGAAAGGCUCAGGCUCUCCUUAUGCUCGACAUUACCUUCACGAACAACCCGGCAUAUGCCCGUCACGUAUUCGGGAUUGCUUCAGACUUCUCCACUUGGUUGUUUUUCAAGCGGACACCGGACGGAAUUUACCACACUAGUGACACCAUUGCCAAGAAGACCCGCGAUCAAGAUGCUGAGCGCGUGGUCCGCCGUCUUUGCAAGAUGCUUCAGAGCUAG
Messenger RNA from Phytophthora sojae, 597 nucleotides. RefSeq lists its product as hypothetical. The transcript has a single exon. The record is from RefSeq and is a predicted model, not a curated record. NCBI's taxonomy places the organism in Eukaryota, Oomycota, Peronosporomycetes, Peronosporales, Peronosporaceae. The coding region runs from base 1 to 597 and encodes 198 amino acids.